This is a messenger RNA of Zasmidium cellare ATCC 36951, 915 nucleotides long. RefSeq lists its product as uncharacterized. The coding region runs from base 1 to 915 and encodes 304 amino acids. The record is from RefSeq and is a predicted model, not a curated record. Gene Ontology annotation, molecular function: transferase activity. NCBI's taxonomy places the organism in Eukaryota, Fungi, Ascomycota, Dothideomycetes, Mycosphaerellales, Mycosphaerellaceae. The transcript has a single exon.
AUGGCCACCUCACCAUUCGACCGCACGAAAUUCGUCUCCGAGCUCACGGCGCUUUGUCACUCCCUAGACGCUCCAUACUCCCAGCAGAAAGUCGAGCAGAUCCUAUCAGCAUUCGACGAACAUCUGGACAACUCAUACGUCUGGCUGCGAUGCACCAGCAAGCCCAAAGAUAUCGUCAACUUCCGCCUCGCCUUCCAUGGCAAAUUCGUCGAUACCACAUCGAUCGAAGCCAAUGCUGGUUGGAUCGACAUCGAGAAUCCGCUCGCCAAAGUCAAUAGAUCGUGGAGUUCACGAGCAAACGCAGAGGAGUGGUGCGACUUCGAUCCCAGUCGAGGGAUAGCGAAGAACUGGGUCUACUUCCAACGCAUACAACCCUUCCAGGAGAUCCUGUCUGCGUCUGGCUUGCCAGCUGCUGCUGCUUCCCGAGUGCCCGAUCUUCAAGCGGCCGGUCUGGACGACCAGGUGAACUUCGCGGCGGUCGAUUACACGAACAAGAGCAUCAACGUCUACUUUCUCCUCGACGGGGGCCUGACCGCUGAGCGGGCGGCGAAGUACGUCGCUUUGGCUGGAUCGAAACCUCCUUCAGAAGAAGAGGUUCAGGUCAUGAGCGAUCAUAUGAACCCCAUGUUCACCUUUGGCGUCACCAUCAUCCCCGAGACCGGCCACAUCCCUCGGGUCGCAUUCUACGCAACGGUCGGGGAUGCUGAGAGCUUCCCGCCCUUGAAGGACCAUGAGCGCCUGAGGAAGUUCUACAGAGAGGCUCCGUGUCACGACCCGAAACGACUAGAGAUUAUUUGUUGGUCGUACGGCGCCGACGAUUCGAAUAAGUAUAUGAAAGGAGAGGCGAGCUAUGCGGGGUAUAAUGAGGAUUUCUCGAGGAGGAUGUUUGAGCGCUGGAUAGAGAGCCCCGCUUGA